Molecule: messenger RNA, 1523 nt
Organism: Stegastes partitus (bicolor damselfish)
Lineage: Eukaryota; Metazoa; Chordata; Actinopteri; Pomacentridae
Gene: samd14
Product: sterile alpha motif domain containing 14
Exons: 11
Coding region: 36-1295 (419 amino acids)
Biological process (GO): calcium-mediated signaling; neuron projection development; actin filament organization
Cellular component (GO): cytoplasm; actin cytoskeleton; postsynaptic density
Molecular function (GO): actin filament binding
Source: RefSeq, a predicted model, not a curated record
UCAGAGAGGCAGAGACAGAGAGAACCUGCUGAGUCAUGUCUGCCGGCCUGGAUGAUUCAGACAACGUGUUCGACCUGAACGAAGCGAUACCUGAGACCGAGCUGCUGGACAACAGCAUCCAGAAAGGCCGAGCCCAGCUGUCUGUCAAAACACGGAGGCACCGCCCCUCCAGGUCCCGUUACCGUGACAGCGUGAGCUCGACUGAGGGCGACGACAGCCUCGACAGAAAGGACAGUCCACAGCACUCUGCCCGCUCACCACUACACCUGGCCAUGCGAGGCUCCUCCCCCUCUCCUGAUUCGCUGCUGUCGGCUCGAAGCCCCGGCUUCUCCUUUGACACAUCACUGGUGCGUCGCUCUCCAGAGGAUGGAGGUGCUUCAUUGGCUGCUCCCCCACGGGGGCGGUACCAUCAGCUGACCAAUGCCACGUCUCAGGAGGCUCUAGUGACGCCCAGCAGUUCACCAUCAAAAUCCUGCCCCUCCUCCGACUGCUCCCCUGUCUACCUGAGGAGAAACAGGAGGCCUGACAGUGAAGUGUUGGUCUCUGAUACGAGUCGAGACACCAGUCCAGCUGAUCCUGGAAGUCCGACUGUUGUCUUUGAUAAGAAAACCAAGAGACGCUUCCUGGACCUCGGGGUGACGCUCAGACGUUCCUACAUCCGAGUGAGAAAAGAUAAAUCCAACCGGCUGUCUGUGGGCAGCAGAGAACCGUCUGAGAGUCCGUCUCGCUCCUCCGGAUCCUUCGUGUCCUUCUCCUGGUUCACUGAAGGCCGAGGUUCUCUGUCCUCCUCAGGGACGCCACCCUGUUCCCCCAAAUUGCCCCCGCUGAGCUCCCCGAGACCCCGAAAGUCCCACAGCCAGGAGUCGGCUCUCAGCGAGGAGUUUUCUCCUCCUCACACCUCCUCCUCCACCUCUCCUCCCAUCGACUCGUCCUCCUCCAGAUCCUCCCAUCCAUACCAGACGCUGUCGCAGUCCUCCGACGAGCCUUGUGAUGAACCGUCCCCUCUGGUGUCGUCCUGGUCGACUCAGCAGGUCUGUCAGUGGCUCCGAGGACUCAACAUGGACCAGUAUGUCCCAGAAUUCACUGCGAGAGACAUUGAUGGACAACAGCUGCUGCAGAUGGACAGUAACAAGCUGAAGGGUCUGGGCGUGCUCAGUUCGUCUGACCGCAGCGCUCUGAAGAGACGCAUCAAAGACGUCCAGAACACAGCCGAGAAGGAACGAAAAGCUCUGGACAAACUGGAAAAACAGAAGGAGAAACAGAGGCGGAAAGAACAGGAGCAGCGCAGGACCUGAACGCACCACCAGGGGGAGACAGUCCUGGAACGACGUAACCAUGGUAACCACCUUGAUGACAUGUCAGAGGAACCUGAUCGAAGCGGCUGCGUCUUGAAUUCUUCGUACAGAGGCCCUGAAGGAACGAAUCAUGUUUUUAUUUUUCAGCUUCAUGUGAUCGAUACAGAAAUAUUUGUUUAUAAUCAAUCGUUUAUCCCUGAAUAAAGACUGAAACAGUUAUUGAUCACC